AAUAUGGACCAAAGUCAGGUUCAAAACGACCACGAAAAAUAGGUAAAUAAUCUCAUCCACGUACACUAUGUUUCCCGGCACCACUUACCGGAUAGGGGUACUCGUCAUCAUCGUAUUCAUCUCCGGCGUCUGCUCCGAUGAGCACGAGCUUCUAAUGAAGCUGAAAGCCGCCUUGGCGGGAUCAAACACAAAAGUAUUUGAUUCAUGGAGACGGGAUGUAUCCGUUUGUAACUUCAGCGGCAUCUGGUGUGAUGAUUCGGGUUCAUGGGUGAAAGAAAUAGAGCUCUCGCAUCAGAAUCUGAGCGGAUCGAUUCCUUUUGAUUCCAUAUGUCAACUCCAGUGGCUACAAAAGCUUUCCUUGGGUUUUAAUUAUUUGCACGGAAGCCUUACGGAUGACCUCAAUAAUUGUUCUCGCUUGACUUACUUGGAUCUCGGAAACAAUUUCUUCUCUGGUGUCAUGCCCCGUAUAGAUUCCAUGAAGUCCCUUUUGUAUCUCUAUGUUAACAAUACCGGAUUAUCAGGAACUUUCCCCUGGGCUUCACUGGAAUCCAUGACGGGGUUGGUCGUUCUGAGCGUCGGAGACAACAAUUUUGAUCAAACUGUGUUUCCACAACAAGUAGUGAAGCUCAGGAAUUUGACUUGGCUGUACAUGGCGAAUUGCAGUAUCGGAGGUGAGAUUCCGGCUGCUAUCGGGGAGCUUAAGGAUCUUAUUAAUUUGGAGCUGUCUACCAAUAACAUCAGCGGAGAGAUUCCAAGUGAAAUCUCCAAGCUGGUGAAGCUAUGGCAGCUUGAGCUUUUCAACAACAAUCUUAGAGGAAAGCUUCCGGUGGGGCUACGUAACUUAACCAACCUCCAGUUAUUUGACGCCUCCAUUAACAAUCUGGAAGGUGACAUAUCUGAACUCAAGUUUCUGACCCAGUUAAAGAGCUUACAGCUGUUUGAAAAUAAGCUCACAGGCGAGAUUCCCCCAGAGAUAGGGGAGUUCAACCAGCUGGUGAAUCUGUCUUUGUACCGCAACCGGCUCACCGGGACGCUUCCUCAGCAACUUGGCUCCUUGUCUGACUUCAACUUCAUUGAUGUCUCCGAAAACUUACUCACCGGACCAAUUCCUCCUAACAUGUGUAAAAACAACAAGAUGUCCUUUCUCCUCAUGCUCCAGAACAACUUAACCGGCGCCAUUCCCUCCGCUUAUGCUGACUGUAAAACGCUCUCGCGGUUUCGUGUAAGCGACAACCAGCUUUCCGGUGUUGUUCCUAGUGCUCUGUGGGGGCUUCCAGUCGCUGAGAUCAUUGAUAUUGCCAACAACAAUUUAGAGGGGAGUAUUACAUCUGACAUAGACAAGGCCACAACAUUGGGGCAGAUAUUCGCUGCUCGCAAUCGGUUAUCCGGUGAGUUGCCUCCGGAGAUAUCAAAGGCAACAUCAUUGAAUACGAUCGACUUAAGUCACAACCAGUUUUCUGGUAGAGUGCCUGCAACAAUCGGAGACUUAAAGCAUCUGAACAGCCUUCGUUUAGAUAACAACAGAUUCACCGGCGAGAUACCCGAUUCCUUAGGCUCGUGUGAUUCUCUGAAUGAGAUAAACAUGGCGUAUAAUUCCUUUUCAGGCCAUAUCCCAGCAGCUUUAGGGAGGUUACCCACACUUAAUGCAAUGAAUUUGUCCUCAAAUUUGCUCUCGGGUAAAAUCCCAGGGAGCCUCUCCUCACUGAGGUUAAGCCUUUUAGACCUGUCCCACAAUAAACUGACAGGAGAAAUCCCGGAGUCGCUUUCUGUUGAGGCCUACAAUGGAAGCUUUGCCGGAAACGCGGGGCUUUGCAGCCUAAAGGUGAAGUAUUUCCCACGUUGUUCUUCAAGAUCCGACUCUGGUGGGGUGAUUCAGACAGUAAUCACCUGCCUCUCCAUCGGGUCAGCUGCUGGUCUCAUGUUACUUGCCUACUUGUGUUACAUGAAGAAAAAGAAAGGCGGGAAGCGGGAGGAGGAGGAUGAUGAUGCGUUGACAUGGAAUGUGAAAUCAUUCCAUGUGUUGAGCUUCAUGGAGGAUGACAUAAUUGAGUCCAUCAAAGAAGAGAAUUUGAUUGGGAAGGGGGGGUCUGGUGAAGUGUACCGGGUGUCCCUAAAGAACGGGAUGGAACUCGCGGUGAAGCACAUUUCGAAGCAUCUUGUGGGGAAGUCAGUGGAGUUUGACGCAGAGGUUGAGACGUUGAGCUCCAUAAGGCAUGUGAAUGUUGUCAAACUCUACUGCAGUAUCACAAGCCAAGAGUCGAGGUUGUUGGCUUAUGAGUAUUUGGCCAACGGGAGCCUUUGGGAUCGGUUACACAACGACAAUAAGAAACUUGGAGGCCUGGAUUGGAUUACAAGAUAUGAAAUCGCGGUGGGAGCCGCCAAAGGGCUAGAGUAUUUGCACCAUGGAUGUGAAAGGCCGGUGAUCCAUAGAGAUGUCAAGUCGAGUAACAUUCUCCUGGAUGAGCAUUUGAAACCCAGGAUUGCUGAUUUUGGGCUUGCAAAGAAGAUUAGCCAGCACCCCGACACAACUACUUCUUGUAGCCAUGUGAUAGCGGGAACACACGGGUACAUAGCUCCAGAGUACGGGUACACGUACAAAGUGAACGAAAAGAGCGACGUGUACAGCUUUGGAGUGGUGUUGAUGGAGCUAGUGACAGGUAAAAAACCCAUAGAGGCGGAAUAUGGUGAAAACAAGGACAUAGUGUAUUGGGUAUGCAGCAAGCUGAAGAACAAAGAGAGCGUGUUAAGCCUUGUGGAUUCCAGCAUCUGUGAAGGUUUCAAGGAAGAGACGAUUAAAGUGUUGAAGAUUGCAAUCAUGUGCACGUCUAGGCUCCCCACCCUCAGGCCCACCAUGAGGGCAGUCGUUAAGAUGCUGGAAGAAGCCGAGCCAUGCAAAUUACUAGGCAUAAUCGUCAAACAAAAGUAAUUAACAUAUAUAUAUGGCCUGGCCUACCUUUUUUGUAA
This is a messenger RNA of Helianthus annuus (common sunflower), 2964 nucleotides long. RefSeq names its product receptor-like protein kinase 7. Gene Ontology annotation, molecular function: protein kinase activity; protein binding; ATP binding. Bases 68 to 2926 code for a protein of 952 amino acids. Lineage: Eukaryota; Viridiplantae; Streptophyta; Magnoliopsida; Asterales; Asteraceae. Gene Ontology annotation, biological process: protein phosphorylation. The record is from RefSeq and is a predicted model, not a curated record. Gene Ontology annotation, cellular component: plasma membrane. The transcript is spliced from 2 exons.